Messenger RNA from Cynara cardunculus var. scolymus (artichoke), 690 nucleotides. Its product is annotated as MADS-box transcription factor pvg4-like. Lineage: Eukaryota; Viridiplantae; Streptophyta; Magnoliopsida; Asterales; Asteraceae. The transcript has a single exon. The record is from RefSeq and is a predicted model, not a curated record. The coding region runs from base 1 to 690 and encodes 229 amino acids.
AUGGCACUCCAACAAGCUCGGCAGGGAGAGAAAGAAGAGAAGGAGAAAAGGAAGUACGACGCGACAAAGGAGCUUCGAGUGACGGACUGCCGAAGAGCAAAGUCUGGCUCCACUACAACAACCACCAUCGAGCACCAUCAAUCGCCACCUCCACAACUAUUGUUGGCCACAGACCACCGUUGUCCAUCGCCACUACCACCGUUGGCCACCUCUACCUUAUCCUCUACUACAACAACCUCUUCUACCACCUCCACAACCAACGUCAGCCACCGAUCAUCAUCGUUCAUGGGCCACCUCACCUCCACCAUAACCACCACUGUUAGCUACCACUUCCACCACACACCACCACCACCGUCGACGACCACCAUCAGCUACUACUACUACUACUAUCUUCCAUCUUCAUGUUAUCCACAACCACCGUCAGCCACCAACCACCACCGUCCAUUCUCCAUCACCAUUGGUACUGUCGGCCACCACCACCUCCACCUCCACCUCCAUCAUAACCAGUAUCACCUUCACUUCCACCAUAACCACCACCACUAUCGACAACCACCACUACUAUCUUCAUAUCACUCACAACUACCUCCUCCACCAUUGUCGACUGCCACCACCAUCUUCACGUCCUCUACAGCCACCAUCGCCCACCAAUCACCAAUGUCUCUACCUCCACAACCAUUGUUGUUGCAAUAA